Messenger RNA from Dicentrarchus labrax (European seabass), 2040 nucleotides. RefSeq names its product ubiquitin carboxyl-terminal hydrolase 47. Gene Ontology annotation, cellular component: cytosol; nucleus. Lineage: Eukaryota; Metazoa; Chordata; Actinopteri; Moronidae. Gene Ontology annotation, molecular function: cysteine-type endopeptidase activity; cysteine-type deubiquitinase activity. Bases 208 to 1398 code for a protein of 396 amino acids. The transcript is spliced from 12 exons. The record is from RefSeq and is a predicted model, not a curated record. Gene Ontology annotation, biological process: protein deubiquitination.
CAAGCAUGUAGCAUAACCUCAUUCUUAUACCUGCACAUAUUCUGAAAGUUAUCACACAGAGAGGCUCCUAUUGUGUAUUAGAACUGAGUCCUUUGGUUCACUGUGCGCUUUGUGUGCUGAUGCCAGAUAGUGAGAGAAGAUGUGAACGUUGUCUCCUCUGCAAAAAUCCAAGGAAAAACUUAUCAGGGGGGAGAUUCAAGAGGAAAGAUGAGCAGCUCCAGGAAACGAUCCCUGGAGGAGGAGGUGAAACACAGGAGCACAGCACAGGAGAAGAAACAAAAAGUGACUCAGCGACAGAGAGUUCAUUAUGGUCUGUAUAACCAGGGAGCCACAUGUUACCUCAACAGUGUUCUGCAAGUUCUCUCCAUGACUCCAGAGAUCCACGACAGGUUGCUUCCUGACUCACUGAAUACAGAUAAAGAGCUGAUGUACCUGUUUAAAAAAUUGGAAAGAACAACAUGUGGAACAGAAAACAUCGAACAGAGUUUGGAGAUCAAAAAUGUUCAUCAACAACAGGAUGCUGCCGAGUGCCUGGAGAUGAUUUUACGUAAGGUCAGCAAACAGGCCUCUGAGGUUUUCCAAGGAUGGCUGGCGGACACAACAAAAUGCUCUGAAGGUCACAUCGUCAAUGAAGAGACAAAUCCAUUCUGGACUCUUCCACUGUCAAUGAAAGAUAAACAUGAUACAACCUACAGUGUGGAAAAGGGCUUCGAAGAGACCUUCCAGACUAAAUCACUCAAAGGAGACAACUUGGUGUACUGCAACGACUGUAACAAGAAAGCAAAGGCGACCAGCGGAUGUGAGAUGGUGGAAUUUCCUCGGAUUUUGACUCUACUCCUCAAGAGAUUUUACUUUGACUUCAACACCAUGUCAGAUGUCAAAUCAGACUGCUGUGUGGAUGUGCCACUUGUAUUACAGACAAAGAAUCAAACGUACAAACUGUAUGGGAUGGUGAACCACGUGGGCAGUCUAAGAGGUGGACAUUACACAGCCACUAUCCUGUCCAAUGAGGACGAAACCUGGUAUGAAUUUGAUGAUUCUCAUGUCAGGAAGGUUGAGGACCAACCAUUUGCAAAUACCAGGACCUACAAAUCCAGGGCUGCCUAUCUGCUCGUCUACAGAGAUUCAGGGAGUCUGAGAGACAAGGUUAAAGAACAUCCUCUGGAAGAAAAAAAAAUGAGAGAGGAGAGCAAAGAAAACAGACAAAAGAGCAAUACGAACCGUGAAAAGGUUUUGAGUGUCAAAGAAGAGUUUCGUCUUACUCUCCCAACAGAUGAGAAUUCGCCACAACCCUGCAAGUGUUGGACCAAGAUCAAGAAGCAUCCUCUUUUGAUUGUCCUCAUCAUUUGUGUUUGUGUGUUGGUUGUGAUACUUCCCAUCAUACUAACGACUGUCUGAACGAACCUUUAUAGAGAGGAGGGGUACAUAUAAGCUGUUACAUGAAUCAUCUGCUUCUUUGUCUUUGAGUUGUCAUUUAAAUCCUGAAGCCAGCUCCUGGGGUUUAGUUAGUUUUUAGUUUAGUUGUUAUUGGCGUCAUUCUUGUGUACCCCUUGUGUUUCAUUGUCUCAGGCCAGUUUGUUAACACUUUGUUUAAUCGCUGGUUUGAGUAUAGAUAUAUUUUACUGACCUCUUUUAUAGGUCUAUAGUUUUUGCGGUAAUUAAAACUACAACUCCUGCUUCCUUAUUGCCUCACUGCUUACAAAACUAUUUUACAUGGUGAAGUGAGGAUGAAUUAAGCAGUCUCACAGCAGCAGGGGGAACAUGCUGCCCUUCAUGCAGGUACCUCACCUGCCUUCUUGCUAGUUGAGUGUGUGUGUGCCUGUACCUCUAUACCUGUGUGGGAGGACAUAAUUCUGUUGUUUUAACACUGUGAUCUCAAGAAAUAAAACCACACCUUAUUCAUUUUCUUAUUUUCUUUUUUAAAUAUAUACCUAUACUAAUGUUUGCAACAUGAUUUAUUAUGUUUUCCUGACUGAUCAUUUGUUUGUUUUCCUAACAUAACGUUGUUGUUUUCCUGUAAAAUAAAGAUGAAUGAAUAUA